AGUAUAAUUUUAAAUCGUAGAAAAUGGUGUGGUCCCGGCCAGUCCUUAACUUUUCUCAAUAUUGUCUAGCUUUCUCUUCUGGUUCUAAACGAAGAAGGGUAAAAAGAGUAUGAAUAAAAAAUACAGAGAAAGCUAAUCACACGUACACAACUGUCUGGUUGUUAGAGCAAAUAUAUUUCAGGGGGAGUUAUUGACCAAAAUUUAACAGUGACCAAUGUGUAUGUCUGUAAAAUAAAAACAAUAAGAGUAAAAAGUUCUAAAUAUGCUGAUAAACACUCUGGAAUUCUAGAAUGUUCUAGUAAAUGAGAUAUUUGUGUAAACAACCCCAUUACUCAAUCAGUGGUUGUCGACUGGUUGAAGCAGAAAACACCAUGUUCAACAAAACACAGUGGUGUAAUCUGACCUCUUUUUUCUGGAUCUCCGCCCUUUUAAUCUACAGUGUGCGUGAUGCUGAUGCACUGGGUAGAAAUAUGGCACUUCAGAGCAGUGAGCUUUGUGAUGUUACAAACAACUCAAUAGCAGGAGAAGGUUUCAACAUUGUGAGCAAGGAAAGAUGUAACCAGUUCUGUACAAUGAACAAUGACUGUGCAUACUGGACUUGGUACAAAUCCCAUAAUACUUUUGGUGGAGGGUCUGAGUCCAGUGCUCGCGAGAAUGUUUGCUACGCGCUCAAUACCUGUCACCUUAUCACUGAGAAGUGCUUGGACUGUGCAUCAGGGAAACGGACAGUGGCUGGGACCAAGUCAAUGAGUGCAGAAGUGGCAGCAGAAAUGGCAAGAAAGAUUAUAGAAGUAGAACGGAAGAAGAGAAAUAAUCGGGAAGAUUUGUGAUAAAUAAAUGUAUUCUUGCAAAAAAUUGUUUCACCAUGUACUGUGACUUAAGGGGGGGGGGAUUCAAUGUCUUUCUUGGAAGUUUAUUUAGUACAAAAUAAAAAAGUGCAUUUAAAAAAUA
This is a messenger RNA of Eurytemora carolleeae, 951 nucleotides long. RefSeq lists its product as uncharacterized. The transcript is spliced from 6 exons. NCBI's taxonomy places the organism in Eukaryota, Metazoa, Arthropoda, Copepoda, Calanoida, Temoridae. The coding region runs from base 303 to 830 and encodes 175 amino acids. The record is from RefSeq and is a predicted model, not a curated record.